This is a messenger RNA of Oryzias melastigma (Indian medaka), 2675 nucleotides long. RefSeq names its product deleted in malignant brain tumors 1 protein. Gene Ontology annotation, cellular component: cell surface. Lineage: Eukaryota; Metazoa; Chordata; Actinopteri; Beloniformes; Adrianichthyidae. The record is from RefSeq and is a predicted model, not a curated record.
GUUGAACCUGCAACAGCUCAGCCUUCUUGUCGCUACUACUGUGGCAGUGACCUAGGAAGCUGUUCCUGUUCCAGCUCUUGCAACUACUAUGGCAACUGUUGCCAUGACUACCACUAUUACUGCUACACAACGGAUUAUCCUGUCACAGCGGAACAAUCAUGUCGAGACUACUGUGGCAGUUACCCUGGAGGAUGUUCCUGUUACAGCGACUGCCAUUACUACGGCAACUGUUGCCAUGACUACUACACUUACUGUGAUACAACAAUGUACCCCACCUCAGCUGAGCCCUCAUGUCGCUACAACUGUGGGAGCUAUCAGGGAAGCUGUUCCUGCUCCAGCUCCUGCGAAUACUAUGGCAACUGCUGUCAUGACUACUACUCUUACUGUGGAUCCAGUACACCUUCAGAAUCAUGUGGAGGCUCGCUGUUCAGCUCUGGCACCUUUUCCAGCCCUAAUUAUCCCUCCUACUACAACGACAAUAGUUACUGUGUCUGGCAGCUCAGAGCUUCUCACAACCAAAGAAUCUACCUGGUCUUCACAUUCCUGCAGUUGGAUACCUGCUGCUCUUGUGACUACAUCUCAGUCUAUGAUGGACCGUCAGUCAGUUCGCCACGUUUAGCAAAAGUCUGCAACAACGGCUCGACCGCCUUCUUCUCCACGUCGGAGUACAUGACCGUCGUCUUCCAGACUGACGGUUCUGUGGUUGCACGAGGAUUCACUGCAGAGUUCUUGAGCUCUUUGAAACCAAACUCAGGUCGAACGGAUUGCUCCUCAGACAGCAUGAACAUUAUCCUGGACCGUGCUUACCUAAGCUCGUUGGGUUACGACGGCCACAGUUUGUAUCUGAGGGAUCCUCACUGCCGGCCACAGAUUUCCUCCUACAACGUGGUCUUCAGUUUCCCGCUCAACACCUGCGGCAACUACAGGGAAGUUAUAAAUGACAGAAUUGUGUACACCAACAACAUCUACGCUUACUCCUCCACCUAUGGAGAGAUCACGCGGCAGUCUCAGUUCAAGAUGAACGUCACCUGCAUCAUGGAGAAGGACUCCAUUUCCCAGAUCAUGUAUAUUGCCGAUGGCGAGUUAAACACCACCGUCACUGGCUCAGGCAGAUACAACACCAGCAUGGAUUUCUACAGAUCCGGCAGUUUCUAUGAUAAGGUGACCACAUUUCCGUAUGUAGUCGUACUCAACGAAUACCUGUACGUCCAAGUGAACUUGAGAAGAGGUGACAGCACUCUGGUACUCUUCAUCGACACCUGUGUGACUUCUCCAUCACCUUUUGACUUCCAUUCUAGACCUUACUUCCUGGUUAAAGACGGAUGUCCUGUUGACAGCACCUACUACUCUAUUAGCAGUGGUUCUAGACCUUACGCCCGUUUCAGAUUUAAGGCUUUCCAGUUCCUCCGAGCUACAGAUCAUGUGUACAUGCAAUGCAAAGUCAUAAUCUGUCCCGCCUCCGACUACAAUUCCCGCUGCCGCCGUGGCUGCAGGAGGCGGAGCAAAAGAAGCCUGGGGUCAAAGCACGACACCCAGACUCUGGUUGUGGGUCCCAUCACACUGAAAGAUCUUAAAGACGAGGAAGGGGCUGAAAAGCAGAAUGAGGCUUAACUCCUCUGGAAUCUACUUCAAUCAACUUUCAUUACACUGAAUUAUACUCACCAUCUACAUUCUUCUUCUUUCUUUUAACCUGAUUAAAGGCAUCAACAACAAAAAAAUGUCUUUUAUUUUGGCAAACUCAAACACAGAAGACACAAUUAUUCAAUCAAUUUCUCUUUAAUCCAAAAAGAUGAAGAAAAAAAACUUAAGGCAAAGUUAGGUUAGAAAACACUUAGAAUUUAUCUCACAUUUUACUAAUCAUGGAGAUCUUAACGUGAGAAGGCUUUAGUAUUUUUCAUGAAUCUACCACACAGAGAGCAUAAGGCAACCAUUACUGAUGUCCCCAGCACUGCAAGAACAGCACCAAGGACAUGCAUCUAAAAAAACAUUAACUAUGUUUUCCACAUGGGUUGCUAAGCAACAGACAACAGUAGCCAAGACAAAAGACGACCUUGCUAAAGUAGCAGUUUCACUGCAAUACAAUUGUACUUGUUUGACACAGAACAUCUAUCCAAUUAUUCAUGAAACAAUACUCAAUACAUGUUUUUUUUUUUUUUUUUUAGAAGCACAGAUUUAGAUGACUGAUGGGAAUUUUCAAGGCGAGUUAUCGCAAAGUCCAAACGUGGCGAGCUACGUGGCAGUUCGGAAAUAGUCUUUACACGUCCUUAAAUGUGGAAACGCUGGAUAUCAACGUAACUUCAUACCAAUAUCAAAAUAUAAGAGGCAGUUAAGAUCGCUGCAUAUAGGAGAUAACAGUAAACGACUGAUCAAAAAAGAGAAAAAUUAUUACCGGUGAAAAGUUUGGCCUGAUUUUACAGUUAUCAUACAAACAGCUGACAAUAAGUCUCGUCUUUCAGCAGCAGGAGAUUUUGGCCCAAUAAGAAAAAAAAACAAAACCAAAAAAUAAAAUAAUGGCCACUUUACUCUUUUUCCAUCAAAAGGUUUUGGCUCAUUCAUUUUUUUUAAUGUAACAAUAUCAAUUCAUUAGUAAAAACAAGACAAAAACAGUCUUUUUCAGCUUGGACACUAGAAAAUGACUCAUUAGGCACUGCAAAAGUAAUAAACUUUGUAAUAUU